Phalacrocorax carbo (great cormorant) is the source of this 2729-nucleotide messenger RNA. The record is from RefSeq and is a predicted model, not a curated record. NCBI's taxonomy places the organism in Eukaryota, Metazoa, Chordata, Aves, Suliformes, Phalacrocoracidae.
GGGGCGGGGCCAGUUCCCGGCGUCCCGCGGCGGCUGCAGCGGAGCCGGUGCGGUGCUCGGUUGCCCUUCUGUCCGUCCGUCCGUCCGUCCGUCCUGCCCGCCCGCCCCCAUGGAGCUGCUGUGCGUGGAAGCCGUGCCCCGCGUGCCCCGCGCCGGGCGCGACCCGCAGCUCCUGGGGGACCGGCGGGUGCUGCAAAACCUGCUGAGCCAGGAGGAACGCUACAGCCCCCGCGUCUCCUACUUCCAGUGCGUGCAGCGGGAGAUCAAGCCCUACAUGAGGAAGAUGCUGGCUUUCUGGAUGCUGGAGGUGUGCGAGGAGCAGAAGUGUGAAGAAGAGGUCUUCCCCUUGGCCAUGAAUUAUGUGGAUCGCUACCUGUCAACAGUCAGCAUGCGGAAAAAUCACUUGCAGCUCCUGGGAGCAGUCUGCAUGCUCCUGGCUUCCAAGCUGCGAGAAACCAUGCCCCUGACCGUGGAGAAACUCUGCAUUUACACAGACAACUCCAUCACGCCUCAGCAGCUCCUGGACUGGGAGGUUCUAGUCCUGGAGAAGCUAAAGUGGGACCUGGUCUCAGUGAUAGCAAAUGAUUUCUUGGCUCACAUCCUGCAUCACCUCCCGCUGCCUAAGGACAAAAUGGAGCUGGUGAAGAAACAUGCACAGACCUUUAUCGCCCUGUGUGCCACAGACCACACUUUUGCCAUGUACCCCCCCUCCAUGAUUGCGACAGGCAGCAUCGGAGCGGCGAUCCACGGCCUGACGGUCUCCGUGAACAAUUUCACCGGCGAGGCGAUCACCGAGCUGCUGGCCAGCAUCACUGGCACGGAGGUGGACUGCCUGAAAGCCUGUCAGGAGCAGAUUGAGGCAGCCUUAGCCGAGAGCCUGAAACAGGCAUCCCAAACCCAACAGGAAUACAGCACUGCCAAGACUGCCGCUUACCUGGCCAGCCAGCCCACCAGCACCCCGACAGACGUCACGGACAUCAACCUGUGACCGGCCUCCCCUUCCCGAGAGCCGCCCGGCCCCGCCGCAGCAGGACCUCGCCCUGGACACUGAAAGGUCGCUGCAUCCCACCUACCCAUCCGUCAGCCCCCUCCAUCUGACGCCUGCGGGGGAUUUGUUCUGCUCACUGGGAGCGCAGAGCAGGAUCCGUGCUCGUCCGUCGGGAGCGGGCAGCCAGGCUGGCGGAGCUCGGCACUUGCUCGUCACCUUCUGGAGGUGGCUGGGGUGAAGCGACCGUUUUCUUGGUGGCAGGGCACAAGAAUAGCAGGGGAGGGGGAGCAAGACCCAAAAUGAAGUUGUAAAACAUUUCAGUUCACGUUCCUCGUAGCCCGGCUGGGCCGUUCGCCGUCUCCUCGUGGGUGUUUACCGGGACGACUUCCAGCCCUGCGUGGGCCAUCAAUCAUGGAGAGCGAGCCUCGUACCCCCACCUGCGCGACCAAAACCCUUCUAACCCCCAGGUCCCCUCCCCGGGCCGGGCUGCCACAGGCCCGCGCGGCUCGCGGGGAGAACCGAGUGUCCGGCGGAGGGAGCCGGUUGCUUUUUGGCCCCUCGGUCCCAAUUGCUUCAUGCCCGAUCGCUGUGGCUCCUGGGGGGGUGGCAUGGCUGCUUCUGCUUGGGGUGGGGUGGGGCAGGUGGCUUGUUUCUCGUUGCUGUUAGAUUUGGGAUUUGUGGGUUUUUGGCUUGCUUGGGGGCACGCGCGCUCCGUCUGUGUGGAGAGCGGACGUCCUCGCCUCGGGGAGCAGCCUCCUGGGCGAGGUUCGGGCGCGAUCCCCUUGGCUUUCCGCUGCCCCACUGAGGCUGCUUAAUUUAUUGUUAACUGCUGGGAAAUGGGGAGGGAGGAAGACUGUGCAGUUCCUUGGUGUGGGGCCUGGCUGCUGGUCUCCUCUCCCUCCGAAAGAGUGCCUUCACCCUCCGUCCCCUUCCGUAGCUCCCUGGGCAAUGGGAGACUCUCACUUGGAAGCUGGUUGGGGUUUUUUUUAUUUUUUUUAGGUAGCUUAGAUAUGAGACUAGGUUUUCAGAAAUACAUUUGAAUGUGCUGCUAUAGUCUGAAAUGCAUCUUCGCUCCUCCAAGGCAGGGAUCUCGGAUCACGUUCAGGAGGGGGCUGUGUUGCAUAAAUAUCCACGUGGGUCCAAGUUGCAUCCUCAUGGGGUGGAAAAUUUGCUGCGUACUUGAGUUGAAAAGCGAUUAUUGCAUUUUUUUGUAUUGUUGUUGUUGAUCCUGUCUGUUAGUUUUUAUAAAGAGUGUUUUAAAAAAAUAAUAAUGCUGCUUUUCUAAGAGAAAAACCAUUAAAGAGUAGAUUUGUAUUAACCAGGAGAAGCCCGAAAGACUCCGCAGGGACAGGAGGCAGGAUGUCGCUGCUUGGUGACCUCUGGACAUGUGGAUCUGUGGCUGUCGUCCUCCCGGGGGGGAUGUGGAAAAGGAGGUAGAAACCUUCCUUGGUUUUUGUUUUUUAUUUUUGGAUGCCACUAGAAACAAGUCUUAUCAGAUGGAAAAAGAUGGGGCUGCUGUUCUUCCACUAGCCUGAUUUGUCAAGAAGAGGCAUCCGCUGCCGACUCCUGCUAGCAGGAGGGCUGGGGGUGUGCAAAGCUCACCUGAACAAAUAAUUCUUUUUUUAUAUAUAAAUGAGUUUUAAUUUAAGAGUAAACUGGUUUCACGUUCACAUGCAAGAGUCCCGCUGCUGGGAGAAUCAGAGGACGAUAUGAUGUUGCAAUAAAGUAUUUUAAACGAGUA